Molecule: messenger RNA, 1395 nt
Organism: Closterium sp. NIES-65
Lineage: Eukaryota; Viridiplantae; Streptophyta; Zygnematophyceae; Desmidiales; Closteriaceae
Source: the annotation of a GenBank genome assembly
AUGCUCUCACCCGCCAACCUCACAUGCCUCCUCCACUCCAUGUGCGACCCCCCCUCUCUCAUACGCCACUCCCAUGCUCUGUUCUUCUGCUGUCGUCUUUUCUGCUGCCACCUCUCCUGCGACCCCGUUUCCUGCUGCUCAGUCCCCUUCUACUCCCGUUUCUACCUUAUCGCUUCUCUUCGUUCACCCAGCAUGCUAUCACACAACAAUCUCACACGCCCUGUACCUCCUUUAGACCCUCUCCCUGCCAUCGCCACCAUCUCCCUCCCCUCCCCUCCCAGCAUGCUAUCACACAACGAUCUCACACGCCCUGUGCCUCCUUUAGACCUUCUCCCUGCCAUCGCCACCAUCUCCCUCCCCUCCACUCCCAGCAUGCUAUCACACAACGAUCUCACACGCCCUGUGCCUCCUUUAGACCCUCUCCCUGCCAUCGCCACCAUCUCCCUCCCCUCCCCUCCCAGCAUGCUAUCACACAACGAUCUCACACGCCCUGUGCCUCCUCGAGACGCGCUCCCUGUCCUGCUUCCCUCUCUCACCCCCUCUCCUUUCCCCACCCUCCCUCUCUCCCCUACCAGUAUGCUAUUAGACAAUGAUCUCACGGGCCCUGUACCUCCACUAGACGCCCUCCCUGCCAUCGCCACCAUCUCACUCUUCCACAACCACUUCACCCACAACAAACUCACGGGCCCCGUGCCUCCUCUAGACAUGCUCCCUGCCAUCGCCACCAUCUCCCUCUUUGAUAACCAUUUCACCCGUGCGCCUGCUGCUCUGCUCAGCAACGAAAACGUCACUCUGCAGCUAUACGGCAAUGAUCUCUGUGUGCCCUAUCGCCCUGCAGCCACUGCAGCCUGCUCGCCUCCUCUCGGCUUCAUGCAGUACCAGCCCCCUCCCAUUUGCGACGACCUCUCCUGCCCCUCUCUCUACGCGCCCAGCCCACCCCUGCUCGCGCUGACCAAUGCCUGUAUGCUAUACGGCAACGACCUGUGUGUGCCCUACCGCCCUGCAGUCAGUGCCGCUUGCUCGCCUCCUCUUGGCUUCAUGCAGUACCAGCCCCCUCCCAUUUGCGACGACCUCUCCUGCCCCUCUCUUUACGCGCCCAGCCCACCCCUGCUCGCGCUUACCAACGCCUGUGUGUGCGUCUCGCCGCUAGAGGUGGAGUUGAAGCUCACUGCGCCGCAGUAUGCGGUGUUUAAUGAUGAACUCGCGAGUCUGCUUGUAGAGAGGAUUGCGGGGAGCUUAGGGAAGAAUGGAAUCGGCAUAUCGACGGGGCAGAUCGCCCUUGUGUCAGCCAGUCUCCAACUCAAUCUUCUCUCCUUCCACUUUCCCCAGUUUCCUUUCUUCGCCUUUCCUCUUUUUGUUCGCUUCAUCCCACCCCAUCGCAACAGAUCGCCAUAG